This is a messenger RNA of Malassezia globosa CBS 7966, 798 nucleotides long. RefSeq lists its product as uncharacterized. The transcript has a single exon. Lineage: Eukaryota; Fungi; Basidiomycota; Malasseziomycetes; Malasseziales; Malasseziaceae. Bases 1 to 798 code for a protein of 265 amino acids. The record is from RefSeq and is a predicted model, not a curated record.
AUGUCGGAUGCGGGCGAGCGAGCUCCGCCUGACCCGGCUCCGGCUACUGAUGCCUCGACAUCGUCUCCUUCUGUUCAAACACAUGUCCAGACGCCAAUUGAACCCUUACAUCCGUCUACCAACGCCCCUCAAGUGAGAGCUGCGCCCUCUUCUGUGCAAGCACCGCCCUUAUAUACCCGCUCAACCCCUCCCACACCAUCGCCUGCAUCGUCUUAUGCAAGUCCCGUCGUAACUGUGAGAAUGAAUGCGACACAGCCCCCGUCAAUGCCACCAACACCAGUAUCAAGAGGUGUCAUUAACACGGGUGCUGGGGUAAGUUCCAAUGGUUCUGUUUCCCCUGCUCUUGCUCCUGGGAGUCAUGCAAAUGCUAGUUCCCACACAUCAGGUGCCGUGAAGCCCAUUUCCACUGGAUUGGCGUCACCAGCAUCACCAGCACCACGUCCUCCCUUUAUCAUAUCGAAUGCAUUAGCUGCGGCUUCGGGUUUGGGGCCUAUACCGCGGCGCGGUACAACUGCCACUCCUGCUACGGUGACGCCUUCUGCUAUGUCGCAUCGCACACACACUCCGAGCCCUAUACCUGUGAAUUCGAGCAUCAGCUCACGUCCAGUGGCAAAUACAAGCACAGCUACAUCCACCCACGCAUCUCCAACUACUCAACAGAUGCCGGCACCACCCCCACCACCACCCCAAAGUGCCGCGGCGGGCGACAUCCGUCCUGUGCGUUUACCGCCUCACAAAGACUUGAUCAGUGAGGAUGCCGAACUAGCUGCACAACGCGCACGAACACGUGCGAGGUAA